AUGUCGCAAUAUGGGCAGGCUUAUCAGCCCCACAUGUAUUCGCAGUCAUCGCAACGCAAUGAUCAACCCCAACAUGGCCGGUAUGCUCAUGCUCCACAGCAGAUGCAGCAGCAGUCCAUGCCGCCGAGGGGGGGUGGUGGUGGAGGAGGAGGAGGAGGAGUAGGUGGAGUAGGUGGUGGCGCAUACCAACAACCAUACAAGGGAACGCUGGCACCGGGCACAAAAGUCAAGGUUGGCAACAUCACCGUCACUGUAAAGCGCUAUCUUUCGGAAGGUGGAUUCGCCCAUGUCUAUCUCGUCACAACCUUACAACCCAUUCCCAUGCCUUCUUCAGUCACAGGAGCCAUUGACGCAUCCAUGGCAGCCAGUGCAACCGCAGGACGAGGCGAGACGGUCCACGUCCUCAAACGAAUGGCGGUACCAGAUAAAACUGCCCUCGCCGAUGUCAGAAGGGAAGUUGAGGUGCACAAACUCCUCCGCAACCAAGCCAACAUUGUCCACUUUAUCGAAGCUUCCGCUACAGCACUCCAAGGUGGAGGUUACGAGAUCUUCAUUCUGAUGGAGUACUGCUCAGGUGGUGGGAUCAUCAGUCUGAUGAACGCACGCUUGCGCGAUCGUCUACGCGAGGAAGAGGUACUCAAGAUCUUCGGUGACGUCUGCGCAGGUGUAGCUGUCAUGCAUCACCUCGACCCACCUCUCAUGCAUCGCGAUCUCAAGGUGGAAAACAUCCUCAUGGCUCCCUCCACCGAUCCUGGCACCAUCCCAGGCUCCCGCUCCACCUCUUCCAACCUCAAAGCUACUUUCAAGCUCUGUGACUUUGGUUCCGCCGCACCCGUCCUUUCUCGCAAACCAGCAAAGAGCAUGGAUGGAGUUAAACGUGUAGAAGCAGAUCUCAACAAGCAUACAACCUUGCAGUACAGAGCGCCAGAAAUGGUGGAUGUAUAUCAACGCCGUGUCAUUGACGAAAAAGCCGACAUCUGGGCUCUUGGUGUUUUGCUCUACAAGCUCUGCUACUAUACGACGCCAUUCGAGGAGAACGGAGGUGGUCCACUAGCCAUCUUGAACGUGCAGUACCGCAUACCGCCACAACCUGUCUACUCCGAGAAGCUCAAACAGCUCAUCCAUUCCAUGCUUAAAGAACAGAGCACGGAUCGUCCCACCAUUGAUCAGCUCAUCAUCAACGUUCAUCAGAUCCUCGGCACACGUCCCCCUCAGGCUGCACUUCAUUACGCUUCAGCUGCUGCCAGUGGGAAGAUUGCUGCACCUUUGCCCGCGCUUGUCAGCAAUGCCAAGGCAUCUACGAACGCCGAUCUUGCAGCUUCGCUUCACCAACCUAAGCCAGCAGUAGGCGGAAUGGAUGCCAACCUCAUCUCCAUCGGUCCGUCCAAGAAGGAGCUUGAGCAGGCAGAAGCGCGCGAACUCGAGCUCCAGAAACAGAGCAUCACGCCAAUGCGUCGCGGUAGACCCACCAAGGCGAACGCCGAGGCAUCCUCGCCGACUAAAAAGGUUGAGGAGGACAUCGUUGUAAAGAGCAGCUCCCUAGCACCAGAGCCACGUGCCAAGAGCAGCCCUCAGUGGGGUGUCCCCAACUCAUCCAAACCGUCAUCGUCUGGCGUAAAGACAGGACCACUCAUCGAAGGAUUUGGCGACUCCUUCUCCCCCUCUGCUCCGGCCACCAGCAGCAGCACGGAAAGCCCUCCAUCGUUUCCUAAGCGACCUGCACCACCUUCCGUGUCGCCAAACGCGAGCGGCGAUGCCACCUCGAAACCUUCGGACCGCGCUGUCGACAAGAAUCUGCUCCGCGCCUCGUCAAACUCGGAUGCUCCCUCGCCGGCGCUUUCCCCCUUGCGGCACAGUCCGGCAUUACCUGGCUUUUCCGUCGCUUCAAGUCCCGCCCCCUCACCCCUCCCACCUGGCGCCACUGGCGGCACCGGCAUAGGAAAAGGCGCACCAAGACCACCAAGCGGCGGCGCCUCAAGCCGGGACGAGCUCACAGACCGAUUCCCAAGUGUUGAAGACCUCGAUGCACAAUACGCUAUGCCGGCAGCGCCGAGUAGCAGUGCGCCGUCAUCUGCUCCUUUGAGCUUGGCCAGUGGUGGAAAGCAGGUGAAUGUUCCCGGUCUUACGAAUCGGGCCAGUGUCGGUGCAAUGGCUGGUCGAUUCGAGCGACCCUUGGAGCCGCAGCGACCAGGUGCACCAGGGAGCAGGGUAGCGCUUAGCAAGUCUGCAACCAUAUCUGCUUUCUCUUCCACCAAUGAGAGCGGGGCAGUAAGGAAAGGGAGAACAGGCAGCGUAUCGAAGAGGUGGCAACUGUCUGCUAUCGCUCAUGAUCGGUCGGGUAAAGAGCCAGAAUCGCGGCCUUCAGCAGCAAGCAAGUCUCCGGCUUCGAAGGAUUGGCUCACAGGCGAUGUUUCUGAUGACGAACCGCCUGCAUCGGAAAAGAAGGAGAAGGAGAAGGAGAAGGAGACUAAGAUGCUCGCUUCUCAGUUCAAGUCGCGCUCCAGUCCAGCCUCCACUGCAGUUUCGCGCGGAAAGGAGGUUGAUGCUGGCAAAGAGAUCGAAGUUGAAGAGCCCUCAUCUGACGAGGAUGAGCCUGCAGAACCGGAGGAAGCUGUUGCUCAGCGACCUGGUCUCCCACCACGACUCUCAGCUGAUCGACUGUCUUCCUUCAACCGCCGUCGCACCGGUGACGAGCCUCAGAAUGAUACCGAGGCAAAGGGAAAGUGGAGGAGCAAGCCCGAAAGACCACGCAUCACUCCCGGCCGAGUCAAGGCUCCAUCUUGGCUCGUCGACGCAGUAGAUUCGCCUACUGCAGCAGAGAGACUGAUAAGCUCUACCUCAAUCAGCUCGCAAUCGGAAAAGUCGGCGGCUUGCGAACUUGUCUCGCCGAUCACAGAUGCUACAGCAGCAGAACAACUAGAUGAGGCGGCAAGAAAGGCACAAGAUCAACUAGAGGAGCUCUUGCGUGGGCCUGCUGACGAAACAUCUGCUACUAAUGGUCUAGCUGAGCAGGGGAAAGCGGAGGAGAAAGGUCAAGAGUCUUCAUCAGUGACAAGUGUGGCCAAGAUGAAAGCACCUGCUUGGGAUGAUGACGAUGAGGAUAUGCAAGAGGAGAGGAGCGCUUUGUCCAAGCCUGAGAUCAUGGCUAAACCUGUGACUCUGUCCAAGAGCGGUGGUAAGCCAGAGUUGGAGUUGCGGUCGCAGACUGCUUCGUUGACACACAAGCCUUUACAGAGUUGUUCAGGCAUCACAGGUCGUUGGCAUCCUCAAUCGUCCACCUCGGCGCCUGUUGCUGAAAAAAAGGAGAAGCAGCUAGUAGAAGUGGCUACAUCUCCCGUCUCAAUUGCAUCCCCUACCUCUACCUCACCGCAAACCUCAGUGGACACUAUCAAAGAUGCUUUUUCUUCCUUCUCUCUCACCUCACCACCUCCCAAGCAGGCACCGCGACAAGAACCGAAGCUGAUCCGAGCAUCAACACUCGUCUCGUACGGUUCUUGCGAUACCUCGAGGAUUUCAAACCCCCCCUCACAGUCAGAACCAACGAUCAUGCAAGCACUCAAAAAACCCACACCUAUCCGUCCAAACAAAUCCGCUGUCCUACGUAGUACAGGCUUGAGCAAACCCUGGGAACGUGAAGCUGCACUUGGAGCUGUUGCAACGCGGGGUAGUAUUGUAAAAAACAGUCCACUCCCUGCUGCUUCUACUUCUCGUCUUCACAGUGCAGAUGGGGAUCAAGGUGGUAUAGAUGGUGUUGGAGCAGAGGAGGAUGAGGGUGGGGAAGGGGAUAGAUAUAAUGGUGUUUCCAGUUUGAUUAGUCGGUGGCAACAGAAUGUGGAGUGUAAUGCUCCUGGUUGGGGUCUUGUUGGUAGUAGUUUUCGUGCAGGGGAUAGGAGAGUGUAG
Molecule: messenger RNA, 3900 nt
Organism: Ustilago hordei
Lineage: Eukaryota; Fungi; Basidiomycota; Ustilaginomycetes; Ustilaginales; Ustilaginaceae
Exons: 1
Coding region: 1-3900 (1299 amino acids)
Biological process (GO): peptidyl-threonine phosphorylation; protein autophosphorylation; actin cortical patch assembly
Cellular component (GO): cytoplasm
Molecular function (GO): ATP binding; protein serine/threonine kinase activity
Source: RefSeq, a predicted model, not a curated record